Molecule: messenger RNA, 1053 nt
Organism: Calypte anna (Anna's hummingbird)
Lineage: Eukaryota; Metazoa; Chordata; Aves; Apodiformes; Trochilidae
Gene: MTRES1
Product: mitochondrial transcription rescue factor 1
Exons: 4
Coding region: 84-764 (226 amino acids)
Source: RefSeq, a predicted model, not a curated record
UCCGCCUUUGGCCUGCGAGCGGCGGCGCGGGGACGGCAGCGGCAGGCCCGGGCCCGAGGCGCCCGGAGGACCCAGGGUAUGCUAUGACUGGCUUCAGACUCCCCAUCACUACUUUUAGAAAACUAAAUGUUUGGUUUGGACUGUGGGAGAAAUUCCCCUCUAAUAAACUGUGUCUCUCUUGGAGGAGAAGCAUAUUCUGUAACUGUCAAGCAAGCACAGUAAACUACAGAAGAUGUUUCAGCUUUACCCCAGUAAAAAAACUCUGUGCAGUAAGACUUUCUCCAGAGUAUAUCUCAGUACUUUCUCUGAGGAACAAAAGUACCAAGAGCUCUAAAAGGAGCAGACAGACUGUACAAGAAGAGGAAGAAGAGGAUGAAGAAGAAGAGGAAAGUGAUUUGGAAGAUGAAUAUGAAGAUGACCCCUAUGUAGUAAAAGAUUACAAGGAUCUUGAAAAAGUUGUACAGUCUCUUCGAUAUGAUGUGGUCAUGAAAGCUGGUCUAGACAUGGCAAGAAAUAAAGUAGAAGAUGCCUUCUACAAUAAUGAACUCAGGCUGAAUGGAGAAAAACUAUGGAAGAAAAGUAGAACUGUGAAAAUUGGUGACACAUUGGAUUUGAUAGUUGGUGAAGAUAAAGAAACAGGAGCUGCUGUGGUUAUGCGGGUAGUCUUAAAAAAAGUAUCUAACAAAACUGAAAGUGAAAAAUAUAAAAUAAUUUUGAGGCGUUGGAAAAACUUAAAAGUGCCCAAGCAGGAUGUACUUAAGUAACAGGGAGUUGCAUGUGGUGGCUUAAGACUUUUGCAGAAAACUCUAUUUGUUGUUAAAUAUGAAUUUUGGUUAAACAAAAUUACAGUACCCUUUUAUAAGGGUUUGUGUUGGAAUGUUAUCUCCCUCUGCUGUGAGCAUCAGUAUUCAUGCAAUAAGCCUGUCACUUUUUGCUGUUAGUUUUAUUUCAUGGUAUUAUGGGAUAAAAGAUCCAAUCCUUGCAUUCCCAGGCAGUUUCCUUGAAAAAAUUAUAUAAAGUGGAUCAAUAAAGGCUAACUUGAUUGGUGUUUAA